Molecule: messenger RNA, 6587 nt
Organism: Phyllopteryx taeniolatus (common seadragon)
Lineage: Eukaryota; Metazoa; Chordata; Actinopteri; Syngnathiformes; Syngnathidae
Gene: gucy2f
Product: guanylate cyclase 2F, retinal
Exons: 19
Coding region: 2684-6004 (1106 amino acids)
Biological process (GO): receptor guanylyl cyclase signaling pathway; cGMP biosynthetic process; protein phosphorylation
Molecular function (GO): ATP binding; guanylate cyclase activity; peptide receptor activity
Source: RefSeq, a predicted model, not a curated record
AAUCAUUUUGCGACUGUGAGAAAUAUUUCUGUGAGUAUGAACUGUAUCUUUAAAAUGUAUUCAGAGAAUCAACAUAUUUUCUUAUCCUUAUUGAUUUGUCUAUGUGCCACGUAUAACUUUACCAUUCUUUCAUAUGCCUUCACAAUGUGAAAUAACAAAAAAACAUGUCUGGAUUGUAAAAAUGUGGAUUUUGAAACAAUCACAAAAUUCUUGUUGUUCAUGUUUUAUAACGUACUGUGUUUUUAACGACAGCCACCUGUAAAAGUGUCACCAUGGUGGAUGUGGUAACCCUCUUGUGCUGGUUUGCCAGGCAUCCCCUCAUCAGUAAAGGCGGAGUCUUUUCAAAAGCAUCCGAAAAGACUGACGCAGUCAAAAUCGGCAGCCAGCCUCAAGGGGACGCGACGCAUGCAGGGAGAGUCUUUUGUUAUGAUUAAUUAUUCCCACUCCACUUAGGGUUCGAAUUCAUUUAAUCUGCAGGAGCUGCUGGUGUGUAAGAGCAAUUAAAGCACAGUUCAGGUGUCUCCUACAUUAUGUGUAGCCCUCAGCUCAAUGAGGAUGCUUCACUAUAUUUGCAGCUUGGUACCAUUAGACACCACAUGUACAGUCAUCAAACACUAUAAAAACUAAGUACAAAACAACACCAUAUCAGUUGGAAGAUCAGGACUAAAUAGAGUGAAGCUGACAACUUCCUAUUUCUAAACACAAUUACCACAUCCUACUUGCCAAGGGCUGCAAAGAAGAAACAGAGCUGAAGCCUUGAAUCGUCUCUAUAUACACUACCUUCAAUGUUAUGGAAUUACCCCCUUGAGAUGAGGGGUCCAAUAUACCAAUACAAUAAACACAGCAUGUUAAACAAACAAAUAUCUCCCCAUAAUAGUCACCCCACCCACCCCUACCCGUCAGAGGUAAACAACAAGAAUAUGCCCAUUUAACACAGAACUGCAUGCAUGAGUUAGAACAGAAAUACAGUAUAUACACAUAGGUCAUACAUGAACCUUCAGUAAACAUUCAUAUAACAUAAAUGGUUGACAGCUGAUUUCUUAGAUGCAGCAUAUAAAUGGUUAUGUACAUGGUAAUGUACAUGCAGGCAUGAACAAUUCAUAUACUGUAUUACAAACAAUACAUAAGAAAAUCAAGAACAACAAAAAGAAGAUGCAGUUGUUAAAAGGUGCAAGCACAGAGUCAAUUGGACAAAAUUGAGUAAUUUACGUUUGAAACCCAUUUCAGAAGCUUAUGGGCACAGACACAAGGAUGCUUGAUUCUUUCUUAGAGGACAGGAGCAGAUACAGUGUGGAUUUACAUAACUUCGAGUUACAAGCUUCUACAGGCAAAAACACAACUAUGUUCGUCACCUUAAGAACAUCAUACCUACAACAAAGCAUGGUGGUGGCAGUAUCAUGCUUUGGGGCUGUUUUUAUUCACCUGUUACAAAUACCAAUCAAUGUUGGCACAAAUCAUUCAAAAACAAAUGCCAGGAAAACUAGAAUAGCUUAACUUUGUUUGGGGUUAAUCACAGGCACUUCAAAUGAUGGCAGGUGUGUGCUGAUUCCCAUUUAACAUGAGUUUGAAUGUGAUUGGUGAAUUCUGAACCCAGCCACAUCCCCAGGUAUAAGAGGGUGUGUACACUUGUGCAAGCGGAUUAUCUCAGUUGUUUGUUUUAACUUCCUCUUUCGAAAAGGCUUCUGAGAUGAUGGCUCUGCUUCUGAGUACAGGCAACAUUUUCAGGUCACAUUUUUAAUUUACUAAAUAGCCAUACAAGUGUGAAAAUAAGUUAACAUAGCAUGACACUAAGUGUUACUGGAAUCAAACAAUACAAAACAGUCACGGUUGGUCCUCAUACACUCCCCUUUUACCUAAUUCUGAAAGUGUGAAAAGAAGUUAAGCAAUGUAAAAGGUAAAAACAAAAUACUUUAAUUGAAUGAGUAUGAUCAACAACAUAUUUUAAGGCAUCUAACUCUGACAAUUGACAACAAUACAGUUUAGCAAAAAAUACAGUUUAGCAAACCCUGUGGUAAGAUUCAUUGCUUUGAUCUCAUCAGAGUCUGUGAGGGUUUAAAAUGCUCAGAAAAAAGGCCUUGUUGGAGCUCCAGCGGCACCAUAACAAGGCUUUUGGACUAGACUAAGGCCGACUGUCAAUCCUCUUACAAUGCGCCUCAGUGAAAGUGGAUUAGCGAGUAACACCUACAUUUUGGCCCACAGUCACUUUGGCAGAUUGGAUUGAAUGAGUCUGGGACUGACACCGUCCUCAUUAUAUAAAAACAAACAAAACAAAAAAAUACAUUUCUAUUAGUAUUGUGGGCUGUUUUUUUUGUGUGUUUUUUUUUCAACUGAGACUGGAAUACAUAUUUUUUGAAACCUUUCUUCCAGCAUGAGUGCAGAGGAGCACACUUGUUUGUUGUCAUAUUCGCCACAUAAACACAGCGGGUGGCUGCAGGGGGUAAGUAGCUCUCCAGGGUGCUGAAGUUUUCUCCAAACGGCUCCCCGGUUUCCCCAUCUCCCCCACUUGGCUGCCUGGCGAUCCAAGCGCGAUGAUUCGGCUCCCCGGUCGCUCAAGACAAACAGGUAAGAUUGCGAGGGUGGUGAGGCGAUGCCUGGACUUCGGAGCUGUCCUGAUGACUUAGUAAAAGUAAAGAUAACACUCCUGCAGUGAAGCUAAAACUACCUCAAAUUCACAGCCAGGACAAUGCUACAUUUUCGACCUUUAUGGGAGUCCAACCAUCCAUUUGUGCCUAUCAUUAAAAGCAGGCAUAUUUUACUGGCGCCGCCUUUUUAUAACUUUCUCGUAUGGGCUCUCCUCGGAUUGUUGACGUUCCCUUGCUGUGUCCGCUGUUUGGUAUUCAAAGUGGGCGUCCUGGGGCCUUGGAACUGCGACCCAAUCUUCUACAGGACGCUGCCUGCCGCCGCCGCAAGGCUCGCUGUAAGCAGGAUAAACGGAGACCUCAGUUUAAACUUGGGCCUGGAGAUGGACUUUGUCAUCCUGCAGGAGCCUUGUGAAACUUCCAAAGCUCUGACAGAAUUCAUAUACUACAAGAAUAUGGCGGAUGCCUUUGUGGGCCCCACUAAUCCCGGAUACUGUACGGCAGCGUCACUGCUGACAAAGAACUGGGACAAGGCCAUCUUCUCCCACAGUUGUGUCAAUUUUGAGCUGGACCGAAUCACUGGAUACCCGACUUUUACAAGGACGGUGCCGUUUCCCUCCGAUGUGCUUUUCAUGGUGUUGAAGCACUUCCAGUGGGCUAACAUCGUGGUGGUCUCCUCCAGUGAAGACAUCUGGAUGGACACGGCGGAGAGAGUGGCUGCUGCCAUGAGGAAAAAGGGACUUCCCGUCGCCUUGGUUACGUCCGUGGGCAUCAACGAGACCCAAGUUGAGAGUACGCUGAGGAAGAUCCAAGACGCAGGAGAGAUAAGAGUCAUCGUCAUGUGCAUGCACUCCGUGUUGCUCGGAGGAGAGCACCAGGCCACUUUCCUUGUCAAGGCCCAGCAAAUGGGUCUGACUUCCGGCAAGUACGUUUUCGUGCCCUAUGACACCAUGCACUACAGUUUGCCCUACAACGCGCCCUACUUCCCCCUGCAAAACAACAGCAGGCUGAGUGAGGCCUAUGACGCCGUGUUAACAAUCACCCUAGUCUCAGACCCCGUGUCCUUCAACGAGGCGUACGCGGCAGCGAAAGAGAGCGGGGAAGUUACGCUGAGUGCGGCUGCGCAGCAGGUUAAUCCACUAUUCGGUACCAUUUAUAACAGCAUCUAUUUCCUGGCCAAGUCCAUCCACAAGACCAGGAGAGCUGGCAUGCAUCUGUCAGGCUCAAACCUGGCCUACUUCACCAAGAACAUAACCUUCAGUGGCUUCAACCAGAAGGUCCAGGUGGACAACAGUGGUGAAAUCCAAACCAGCUACAUCAUCCUGGACACCAGCAACGCCGGCAGCCAGCUGUACCCGACUUUUGUGGUGGACCUCACAUCCGGGCGGCUUCGGUUUGCUGGGCGGUCCAUUCAUUUUCCAGGAGGGUCUCCUCCACCUUCUGAUUCCAGCUGCUGGUUUGUUGAGAGUGCUCUCUGCACAGGAGGUGUGGAGGUAACCUACAUCAUAGUGGUGUUUUCAGUCAUCUUGGCUUUGGCUGUAACAGGGCUCAUCAUCAGUCUAUAUAUCAGGAGGAGACUCCAACAAAUCCAGCUGGUCAAAGGUCCAAAUCGGAUUCUGUUGACUUUUGAGGAUCUUACUUUCAUCAACCCUCAGAUUAGCAAUAAGAAAAUAACUUUGGAGGACAUGAGUGAGUCCAAAAGUGCUCUGGAGGAGAAAUCUGCUGACCGUUCACAUUCAGUGAACAGCAUGCACACAGUGACUCACGAGACCACCAACGUUGCCAUUUUUGAGGGUGACUGGGUGUGGCUAAAGAAAUUUGAGGAUGGCCAGUUUAAGGAGGUGAAGCAGAGCAGCACAAAGAUUUUUACCAAGAUGAAGGACUUGAGAAAUGAGAACGUAAAUCCCUUCCUGGGCUUCUUCACGGAAUGCUCUAUGUUUGCGGUGGUGACGGAGCAUUGCUCCAGGGGGAGUCUGCAGGACCUGCUUAGGAACGAGGACGUCAAAUUAGACUGGAUGUUCAAGUCCUCGCUUGUGCUUGACCUCAUCAAGGGUAUGAAAUAUCUCCACCAUAGGGAUUUUCCACAUGGCCGGCUGAAAUCUCGAAACUGCGUGGUGGAUGGUCGCUUUGUGCUCAAGAUCACCGACUAUGGCUUUAACGAUCUACUAGAGUCUCAGAAAGCCCCUGUAGAACAACCUCCACCUGAAGACCUUUUUUGGACUGCUCCGGAAUUCCUGAGGGAUCUCACAAGUUCCCGGAAAGGCACCUACAAGGGGGACGUGUACAGUUUUUCUAUUAUCCUGCAAGAGGUAGUGGUCCGAGGACCACCAUACUGCAUGCUGGGCCUGCCACACGAAGAGAUCAUUCGAAAGGUUAAGAAGCCCCCUCCAAUGUGUCGGCCCACGGUGGCUCCCGACCAGGCUCCUCUGGAAUGUAUCCAGCUGAUGAAGCAGUGUUGGAGUGAGCUUCCGGACCGAAGACCCAAUUUCGAUGAGAUUUUUGACAGGUUCAAGAUCAUCAACAAGGGUAAGAAGACUAACAUCAUUGACUCCAUGUUGAGGAUGUUGGAGCAGUACAGCUCCAAUCUGGAGGACCUCAUCCGAGAGCGAACGGAGGAGUUGGAGGUGGAGAAGCACAGGACAGAGAAACUACUCUCCGAAAUGCUGCCACCUUCUGUGGCCGAGGCGUUGAAAACAGGUGCCACAGUGGAGCCGGAGUACUUCGACCAGGUGACCAUCUAUUUCAGUGACAUUGUGGGUUUCACCACGAUUUCGUCGCUCAGUGACCCCAUCGAGGUGGUCGACCUUCUCAAUGACCUCUACACGCUGUUUGAUGCUGUGCUCUGCAACCAUGAUGUCUACAAGGUGGAGACCAUUGGUGAUGCUUACAUGGUGGCAUCAGGCUUACCAAAGAAAAAUGGCAACAAGCAUGCCGCUGAGGUCGCCAACAUGUCUCUAAACAUCCUCAGCUCAGUGGGAACUUUCAGGAUGCGCCACAUGCCCGACGUUCCUGUCAGGAUACGGAUCGGGAUCCACUCAGGGCCCUGCGUCGCUGGGGUGGUGGGGCUGACCAUGCCACGCUACUGCCUGUUUGGAGACACCGUCAACACUGCCUCAAGAAUGGAAUCCACCGGGCUGCCUUAUAGAAUCCACGUAAACCUGAGCACUGUGAACAUACUUCGAUCUCUCAAAGAAGGUUAUAAAAUAGAAGUCAGGGGCAAGACGGAGCUGAAGGGGAAAGGUAUUGAAGAGACGUACUGGCUCGUAGGAAAGUCUGACUUUGCAAAGCCUUUGCCAAAACCACCAGAGAUUAAACCAGGGGUCAACUGGCAGGAGAUGGUGACAGAUGAGAUCAAGACUCUUUUCCGCAAGGCCAAUAGGCCAGUGGACAAGCAAAAAAUGAGCGGAAAAGAAGGAAAGAUGUGAAAGGAAUGAAGCCAUAUAACAGAUUCCUUCUGGGAAAAAGGAGAGGCAGGCGGAGGACAUAAAAGCGGCAGCCAGCCUCUCUCCCGGUGGUUUAAUGCGGACUCCUUUAAGAGGAUAGUCCAUCGACUGGCUAAUCUACCUGCAGCCGACACAGCAGAACACGAUGGUGCUAAUGUAAUGAGACUCGUCCCAUGACCUGCCUGUCUAACCCGCUGCCAGUAGACCAGGGACGAAUCUUCAGUCAAAGAUGCAUCCAAUCAUUUCCUUGAUGAACUCACUGGCCACUGAGUGGUCGCCGAAACGAGGAAAGACUCACCCAUCCAAAGAGGGGAUGCCCAUUUCAAAAUAAUAUCUAUCUUGUCUGUGUUAGGUUUGACAUGAAUGCUCAUAAUAGGGGAAUUAGCUGGCUGCACAUUGUACAUUGGUAACCCCUAAAGAUGGAGAUAAAAGCUACCUAUAUUGAAUAUUAGAAAUGGACACAAACACUUUGCUUGGAUUGCAUGAUGAUGCUACAGAAGUCAUUUUAAAAAUGUAAGCAUUAAUAGCAGAAAAAAAUAACUAAUAAAAAUAUCCAAAAUAUAAA